AUGGUUUGCCUGCAAAAAAAAGCAACGGUCAAUCCUAAUACGGAAGACUUGUCAGAAAUUGUUGUUUUGGAUGAAGAAGUUCCUGGUAGUAGCGCGUGGGUUAGUGAACCUCCUGUUCCUCAGCAUGAAAGCGAAUAUUCACCAAAGAGCAGCAAGCAGCCAAACAGUGCAAGGAAGCCCAAAAAGCAAACAAGUAGAGAAUUGGUCAUAAAAGAGCUGGAAACACAACAAGAACUAUGCACAAUCAAAAUGAAAAAAAAACUAAAUGAAAUGGAAAGACAUAAUUUAGAACUGGAAAAGUUGAAAAUGCCACGCCCGCGAAGAAAUGAUAUUGAUCGUCGGUCGCGUAGAACGCGAAAUAGAUCAAAUGAAAGGCAAAAUCAAUCACAAGAAGAGCGAGAAAUUCAAAACCAAAAUCAAAGGGAACGUAUGGCCAGAUCACGUUCAGGCCAUUCACCUGAAGAACGUAUACAACGGGCUGCACAUGUAGCCUUGCGUGGUGCCAAAGAGGAUAUCGGGGAAAUAACCGGUCGACCAUGGCAGUGCCUCAUACCAUGGAUAUUGAUGACUACACUUUUAGCUUCUCCUUGCAUUAGUCGGAAGUAUGCCUUGUUCAGCUCGAUAUUGAGUGAAGCUGAAAAAGAUGCAUAUUUGAAACAGCUACAAGGCGAGGACGAUGACAAUAGUUCGGAUCCUUCGCACAGUGAAGACGACGAGUGGUUUCCAAGCGGCAAUAGAACGCAUAAUUCUCGUGAUACUGAAGCGUCAGAUAAUAAAGAAUUUGAAAACGAAGAAAGUGCAAAUGGCGACGAGGAACAAAAGCAAGAAGAAGAAGAAGACAAUGACGAUGACGCCGAAAGAGAAGGUGACGCGGAGGAGGGGAGCGAAGAUGAGGCAGCCGCACCCACACUAGAGCACAACGUGUCUCUUCGUUAUGCAGCAGAUAAGGACUCUCUCUCUGGUCAGUCGGCUACCAAGGCGACCUCUGGUGAGGUAAUCAAGGCGGCCUCUGGAGAAGUUUCCUCUGGUAAGGCCGCCAAGGUGACCCCUGGCAAUGACGCCCCGGUGACCACUGCGAAGGUCACCAAGAAGAAAAAUAAGAAGUCGUCCGGUGCCCUGCUAAAAGCGCGAUACCUAACGGCGAAAUUCAUUCUAGCAAAGAGUGCCAAGAAUGAACAAGCCGGUAAAGCGCACGAGGCCGCGAUCAGUGAGUACGAGGUCGCGACCGCAGCAAAACUUAACCAGCCGCAACCACAACCACAACAACAGCCUAAAUCGGCACGGAGCUCGGCUAAACGUAACCGCCAACAGGAUGUGAGCGGACGCGAGGCAAAAAAGAGCAAAUACUCCUCAGCCCAGGGGGCUGAGCGUGCUUCAACUAGUGUGGCAGCCGCGGCCGCGAGGGCGGCCUACAGUGAGGUGGCCAGGGAUCAUCUCCAAGUUGCCCUCGGGGACGCAAAAAACAAUAGUGGUGUUUUAGGCGGUGUUGCCCCUUUGGGAUGCUAUUGA
Messenger RNA from Anastrepha ludens (Mexican fruit fly), 1509 nucleotides. RefSeq names its product cyclin-dependent kinase 11A-like. The record is from RefSeq and is a predicted model, not a curated record. Bases 1 to 1509 code for a protein of 502 amino acids. Lineage: Eukaryota; Metazoa; Arthropoda; Insecta; Diptera; Tephritidae. The transcript has 7 exons.